AUGGCUUUAGGAGCAUUUAAGCCCUCAGCCAAGAUUGCUAUGGGCGAUUUGGUUCCAGAAUUAUCCAGACCAGAGGGCCAUAAUUUCGCCCCUCCGCGAAAGCUCUUUCCCGGCUGCGGCGGCGGCGGCAGCCCGGUGUCUGUGUACGCAGACCCUGUGGACUUGGAGCCCGCUGCGCUCCCAGCCCUCACCACCAUAGACCUGCAGGACCUCGCCGACUGCUCCUCGUUGCUCGGGCCCGACGUGCCGCCUAGCGGUAACCGCGCCGCACCGCAGAACCGUCCUCUUCACGCCGAACCGGACUUCGUGGAUCUGCAAGAUUUCAGAAACACGGUGGAUGAUCUCAUUGCAGGCAAGUCCGACGCCUCUCUGAUGUCACCCCCGCUGGCUGGCGGAGACUUCCCCUUCUCGCCCUGUGAUGUGUCACCGUUCGAAGCCUGCCUCUCCCCGCCACCGCUAGACCCAAGGACCGUGCGGUCCCCGCCGCUGUGCCCUCCAGAUGUGGCACCGCCGGAGCAGUACUGGAAAGAGGUGGCCUACCAGAACCAGAGGGCGUUGGGCGACGCGCUCGUUGAGAAUAACCAACUGCACGUGUCGCUGACCCAGAAGCAGGAGGAGAUCACCUCGCUCAAAGAGCAAAACGUGCAGUUGAAGGAACUAGCCAGUCGGGCCCGGCAUCUGGCCUCAGUACUGGAUAAGCUGAUGAUCACACAGUCCUGGGACUGCCAGACGGCAGCUGAACCCUUGCUGCUCAAAACCACGGCCAAAAGGAGCCUGGAAGAGGUCUUCAGCGUUGCUGGCCAGGAUUGCGGCGAGAUGGACUCCAUCCUGAAAGAGAUUUCGGAGCUCUGUGACGAAGCCCUGAAGAGCCACGACCCCAAGCGGCCGCGGCUGCAGCCAGAGCCCGCAAGCACGGACUACAGGCCCAGCAAUUUGCACGGUGCUUUCCGGGGGCUGCGGACAGAAUGCAGCCAAAGCGUGCUGAACCUGAGCCACAGUGAGCUGGAGGAGGGUGGGUCCUUUAGUACCCCCAUCAGCAGCCACAGUACCAUCCGCACCCUGGCUUUCCCCCAGGGCAACGCCUUCACCAUCCGGACAGUCAACGGAGGCUACAAAUUCCGCUGGGUCCCUAGUUGA
Echinops telfairi (small Madagascar hedgehog) is the source of this 1137-nucleotide messenger RNA. RefSeq names its product multiciliate differentiation and DNA synthesis associated cell cycle protein (gene MCIDAS). Lineage: Eukaryota; Metazoa; Chordata; Mammalia; Afrosoricida; Tenrecidae. The transcript is spliced from 7 exons. Gene Ontology annotation, biological process: negative regulation of DNA replication; negative regulation of cell cycle. The record is from RefSeq and is a predicted model, not a curated record. The coding region runs from base 1 to 1137 and encodes 378 amino acids. Gene Ontology annotation, cellular component: nucleus.